AUGGUGAUCGACUAUGAAGACGAUAAGAACUCUAUGAUCGCUCUUGCAGAACAAGAGAAUAUACAUUUUUAUGACGACUUUUACGAUGAAAUGGACAGUCGAAUCAAAAUGGAGAAUUCCAUGAAUAUGAUUUUCUUUGGACCCGUAAGCUCGUUCAUGAGAAUAGAUGCUGAAAGUUUGUUGCACAUUUUGACUUUCACUAAAAAACAUUUGAUUCCGAUAUCACGGACUAUUUUAAUAUGGGACUUGAUCACAGACGGUAAGACCGCUGCUUUCCUCUAUAGUCGAGAGUACUUAGCACUCGGACCUCUCCUGAAUUUUGUACCAGAAGAAGAUUUAUAUUAUGUAAAUUUUGGAGAUAAAAGCGUUCUUAGUUUUUUUGCGAAUCACAACUUGGGCUUGCACUCGCGAAAGUACGGUGUACUUGCGGCUUCGUAUAGACGUUACUAUGGCGACAUGUGGUAUGAGGAUAGUGAUUACAUAAACGAACUGGGAUACCUAAUAUGCGGUUUCCCGGCGCAUAUAAUAAGCAAAAUUACCCCAGCUGUGUUUAAAAAGAUCGACGUAGAAAUUUUUAAGAAGCUUAGCUUGUGUUCCGUUAACCAAACGAAGACUCUUUAUAACUUAGCGACACAUAAAAAUGCCUAUGGCAAGCCGUACAAAUGGUCAUCGCAUGAAAUCACAAAACUAGAUAUUCUUUUCAUUUGUGUACCUAAAGAAUCGAUCAGUUCAAUCAGGCUUGAAGCGAUCCCAGCCAUAAGCAAACACAUAAUGGAAAUGAUACAUCAAGAUAAAUUGGAAUAUUUCACGAAGCAACAAAUACUAAGAAUGAACCCAGAGGCGCGCCGCAUGUACAUCAUAAGGGUACAAUUGAGAACCAGUCUCGACACUUCUCAAAUCGCCAAACAAGAUGCUAAUGCAAUAAAAAAAUCUGUUCUUCUUGCUUUAAUUUAUGUUUUUACUCUAAUAUUAAAAUAA
Molecule: messenger RNA, 978 nt
Organism: Bombyx mandarina (wild silkworm)
Lineage: Eukaryota; Metazoa; Arthropoda; Insecta; Lepidoptera; Bombycidae
Source: RefSeq, a predicted model, not a curated record